GUAGCCCACGAGACCGAGUCCAAGAAAAAUAAAGAAAAUAAUGGCCAAAUAAACGAAGGACAAACCAGGCAGCAACCAACGGAGUAACUAUGAAGCCUUCGCCAUUCGCCGUCGACAUUCCGACGCAUCCCGCAAGCUAGGCAGCAACCCGCAACCGCCAACCCCCGAAUCGAUAAAGCCGUUCAAUCCACGCCAAGGCGCCGACCACUGCAGUGCCCUGAUGAUCGUUAACUGUAUCAAGAAUGUGGCGUAAUCGCGGAAGCCUGCUGAGGAGGGCCUCGCUAGGCCUAACCAUACCCGCCUACUCACCAUUGUCCUCAUCGAACAAAAUUGGCACAACCAGGCGUCUCAUCAUCGGCUCGAAUGCGGCAGCGUCAAGUCCCAGCGUAUCGAUAUGGAGGCGCAAGAAGGAAAUUGGGAAAGAAGGUUUAAUGGUGGCCAAGGAGCUCAAACGGUUACAGCCGUACCCGAUCCGUCUCGAGCUUUUCAUGAACUCAAGGGUAUCUCGGCUUCUCAAAUCUGAUAUUGUCGCCGUCCUCGCCGAGUUCCAAAGACAGGACCUUGUCUUUCUUUCCAUGAAGAUGUAUGAGGUGGUGCGGAAGGAGAUAUGGUAUCGACCAGAUAUGUUUUUUUAUAGGGAUAUGCUUCUGAUGCUUGCAAGGAACAAAAGAGCUGACGAGGCAAAGAAGGUGUGGAAAGAUUUGAAGAAUGAGGGAGUUCUUUUUGACCAGCAUACAUUCGGCGACCUCGUGAGGGCAUUCUUGGAUGGUGGGUUGCCUGAGGAGGCAAUGCAUGUUUAUGAUGAAAUGAGAACCUCCACUGAGCCCCCUCUAUCUUUGCCUUACCGAGUUAUUUUAAAAGGGCUUCUUCCUUAUCCCGAUUUGAGAGAGAAGGUUAAGGAUGACUUUCUAGAACUCUUCCCAGGGAUGAUCAUUUAUGACCCUCCUGAAGACUUGUUUGAUGAUGAAGACCUGAGAAGUGAGAGCGAGGAGGAUGAUUGAAAGGGCUUCUUCCUUAUCCCGAUUUGAGAGAGAAGGUUAAGGAUGACUUUCUAGGACUCUUCCCAGGCAUGAUCAUUUAUGACCCUCUAUGACCCUCCUGAAGACUUGUUUGAUGAUGAAGACCCGAGAAAUGAGAGUGAGGAGGACGAUUGAUUAACACAAUAAAACAAUGGAUUUUAUUUUACUUUGGGGAAAUUUUUCUGUACAAGUGGGUUGUCAAAAUGCACCAAAGUGAAUGCCUAAAGCUCGGGGUGAGCACAGGUAAAUUUUAAAAGAGUAGGAUCGGCGUGUCACGUGUGUUGGUUUGAUCUGAGUUAUCGGCUCC
Molecule: messenger RNA, 1326 nt
Organism: Cuscuta europaea
Lineage: Eukaryota; Viridiplantae; Streptophyta; Magnoliopsida; Solanales; Convolvulaceae
Source: the annotation of a GenBank genome assembly